Fundulus heteroclitus (mummichog) is the source of this 3027-nucleotide messenger RNA. Its product is annotated as XK-related protein 8. Gene Ontology annotation, cellular component: plasma membrane. Gene Ontology annotation, biological process: apoptotic process involved in development; phosphatidylserine exposure on apoptotic cell surface; engulfment of apoptotic cell. Bases 512 to 1891 code for a protein of 459 amino acids. The transcript is spliced from 3 exons. The record is from RefSeq and is a predicted model, not a curated record. NCBI's taxonomy places the organism in Eukaryota, Metazoa, Chordata, Actinopteri, Cyprinodontiformes, Fundulidae.
GCUGACCACCUCCACAGCUGAGCUGUUGAUGAGCAGUGGAGCGUGGUGAAGUCGACGAUAAGCUCCUUUGUCUUCUCCACUAUAAUUAGGAAUAAGAGAAUGUAAAAUAAGGGCAAAGCUACAGCAUAAGAUCAUAAUACCGUACAGUUCUAAAAAAUAGCAUAUUCAUGACUGUGAACACUAGGUGGUUUUUAUCCUGGUUUUAGAAAGAAAACCUUGUCUCAGUCAUACUUUUAAGCUCAGGCAUGACUGAUUCAGUCAGAUUCCUCCUGUAGGAAAACCUGUUUUUUCCGUCUCUAAUGUCAUUCUCACUGUUUGUAGAGAAACGUCAAAGACACUCGAUCUUCCGCUGUGCAGCAAGGCUGGACACGCUGAGCGCUGGGGAGAAGUCAGCUACGUCAGAUUCAACCUGACACGUUACAGCAGGAGUAACAAAGUGUGGGAGUGGCUUCAGGUUCUUCAGGAAGCUCAGCUUGUACCUGCAGUGGUUCCUGGUAUUUCAGCAGUAGCAAUGGCGUGUUUUAGGUGUUAUAAAAGUGGCUCUGACGGAGCAAGUGGCGAGAAUGAAUGUAAGCGCAAUUUCAAGAAGCUGAACAGAUUGAUUCUCACUUUGCUGUCUCUGGGGUUGUUUGUCGCCGACAUUGUUCUGGACGCCUGGACUGCGGUGGAGUUAUUCAGACUGGGAGCCUAUUGGAGCUUCACUAUGCUGGUGGUGGUGCUCUUCGGCUCGGCAGUUCUCAUCAACAUUUACAGCUGGCUCUGGUACAAGUAUGACAAGUUUAUCAUGAUGACUAAUCUGGAGAAGGUGCUGGGUCCAUGGCUUGGAGUUCUGCAUUGCUUAACAUUAGGACUCUACUUCAGGCAUUUAGCCGCUGUGUCCGCUUCAUUUGAAAACAUCCGCUUUAAUAAACCCGAGCUGGAGGCAAUAAUCUCUUACCGGAGGUACGACCUGAAGAUUCUGCGGCUCUUUGAGUCCUACACUGAGAGCGCUCCUCAGAUCGUCCUGAUGCUCACCAUCGCCCUGAAGAAGGAAGGCUGGAUACUACAUGUCCUCACAGCGGUGAAGAUCCUCGCCUCAAUGGCGAGCAUCACCGUCUCUGAAGUCAAGUACUACAGAGCAAUAAUUGUCUUCAUGCCUGAGGAAACCAAGGAGUCCAGUGGUUGGCUCCAGCUGCUUCCCUACUUCCUGGUGAAGCUUAUCCUCGUUGCGAGUCGCCUCGCCGCCCUCGCCCUCUUCGCCUCGGUGGAGCCCUGCUUCAUCUUCACUCACUUCAUCUGCUCCUGGCUGGUGUUGUUCUUUGUUGCCUCCUGCUCCAAGACACAUUUAAUGAAGUGUGAGGGGGGGAAGUGGCUUUAUCGGGCCACCUUGGCUGUCAUGUGGUACUUUAACUGGUUCUGUGGGGGGGUGAAGUGGAAGACGAGUAAAAUGAUGUGGCUGUACCACGUCUACAUGCAGCUGGACAUCGUUUUCCUCUGUGGAUGGUGGUACUGGAGAAUGAGCUCAGAUCCUCCUCACUUUGAAAUCUCUUGUGUGAAAGUUAUCAUCGCAGCAACAGCUGUGUCCGGUUUCUAUCUUGUGGGGGUGUUGUGUAAGGCCGUUUAUUUAUGUAUCCUCCAUCCAGAGUCGACAGAAAUAAACUCAGGGGAGCAGACAGAACUCUGCUCUGACCUGACGGACACCGGCAGGAAGGACCCGACGUCUGUGAAAAAGAAGAAACAAAGAUACGGUCAGAUGUUUGGAAAUGUGCUGAGAUACACUAAAUAUCUGCUCUUCUGUAGGCAGAUAUGCCCGGCUACAUGUGAGCCGACAGAAACAUUUGAGUUAGAAGACAGCGACUCAUCUCGCGAAAACAUGAGAUUAAAGGAGCUGGCCAAUAGUUUUUACUCGUGAUAAUCUGAUGAUAGCGAGGCUUCCUUCGUUAGCUUAAAGGACCUAGUCAGCUCGUCAACCUUCAUCCUGCGCCACCUCGACCAACCAGGGACAUGCACCAGGAUCCUGUUUGUAGACUUCAGCUCCACCUUCAACACAUCCUCCACCAGACGUUCAUCCAGCGCCGCCCUCCGUCUGUCAGCGGGUCACCAGCGUCCUGACUGACCGCCAGCAACAGGUGGGGCUGGGGAGCGUCAUCGCUCAAGGACUAUCAACAACCGGCGCCCCCCAGGGGUGUGUUCUCUCCCCUCUCCACUUCUCUCUAUGGACCACACAUCUACGGACCCGUCUAUGAAACUCCUGAAGUUUGCAGACGAUGCAGGAGGUGGAUCAGCUGGUCCACUGCUGUGCCCAGAACCACCUCUGCCUGAAACAGCUGAAGACUGUGCAGAUAACAGUGGGCUUCAGGAGAACCCCCCACACUCUGCCCCCCCUCACUAUCCUCAACAACACUGUGUCUACUGUGCAUCACUUGUGGUAGCUAGGAACCACCGUCUUCAUGGACUUGAUGGUCUGCACACAUUGACACCAUCCAUAAGAAGAUCCAGCAGAACCUGGACUACCUGCAGCAACUUCAGAAGUCUAACCUUCCUCAGCAGCUGCUGGUUUUCUCCUCCACUACCAUCAUCCAGUCUGUCAUGUGUUCAUCUAAACACGUCUGAAAUAAGCAGAACCAGGUUCUACCCCCAGGCUGUCUCUGAGGAACACCUUACACCAAACGUACACAUGCUCACAGAUACGUAUGGAUACAAAACUACUCUCCGGUGCACACUGCCGCUGUUCUCACCUUUUCCCCUGAAUAAUAUCUUUUCUAUUAUAGGCUGUAGCUUCUCAGCUUCCUCUUACUUGUCUGCUUGGUUUUUACACGAUGAAAGCUGGAAUCCCAAGUCAAAUUGUUUGUUCCCACAAACUUGGUGAAUAAAGUUGAUUUGACCAUGGCGAGCUGUCGCUAUCAUCUUGCUCUGUGAUAGCUCUGCGGUUCUGCUGGCAGACGGCACAACAACGUUUAUGUCUGCUGAUCGCUGCAUGGUGCAAAGUUCUGUUCAGGCUCAAAAAGCAAACACUAUCAGGACGAAGGCUUGGUGCUUAAUUAUUCU